CGCGAGCAGCAGGUGUUCGACACGAGUGAUUUAUACCACUCGUGGAGAAACACUGUUAAAUAUCUCACUCAUCUGAUAGCCGACAUCGAGGGAGGAAGGAAAAGCGGAUUGCCAUAAAACCAGUUUGAGACUGGACAUCAGUGUCGGCAGCUCACUCGGACAGUUUGGGAGUUUGGUGUCAGUGCAGGCAAAACCUACUUCGCCUUUUUCCUAUUGGAGCGAGUGAGGUGGGGACAUUUACGCAGUGUCUCAUACGGAGCUUCAACAGAGGUGUGAUUUGUUUUCUCUCCAUUGUCCUCAUCUUGUCCAUGUCCAAGCAGAACGGUGUUGACUUCAGUCUGAGUGCUGUUGAUGGGUUCCAAGAGUGUGGGAGAUCGUUUUGCAACAACACACAGUCUUAAAAAAUAGUUAGCAUCUAUUCAAAUAGCCCCUGUACUGAGCCUGAGCCUGGUCUGCAGCCCUCGGCCUGAGGCUGGAAGGGGAUGGGGACACUGGCCCUUUGCAGCCACUACUCACAGCUGUCAUGGAAACGCAGCGUCAUAGUGGCAAUGCUACUGUUUCACCUGUGCUGCCUGCAAGUAUGGGCAUCCUGUCGCAUCCUGAGGUGCAACUCUGACUUUGUAGCUGUCACCCUGGACCUUGGGGGCAGCGGAGGGGGCGGAGGAGGCAGCAGAGAGGGGGGAAAUGCGGGCUACUGCAGCGCCCUCCGUUCCUACGCCAUGUGUACCCGCCGUAUGGCCCGUGCCUGCCGGGGCGACCUGGCCUACCACUCGGCCGUGCAGGGCAUCGAGGACCUCCUCAUCCAGCACAGCUGCCCCAGGACAGGCCCCACCGCUCAUCCCCGGCCCCUGCCACAGGCCCCCAUCUCUGGGGACGCCUGUAUCUAUGAGAAGGGCUACCUCCAGCGUGAGGGCCGGACCCCUGACUAUCUCCACUGUGGAGUGUUCGGGGAUCCCCAUGUUCGCACCUUCCGUGAUGAGUUCCAAACGUGCACUGUACAAGGGGCCUGGCCACUGAUAGAUAAUGAGUAUCUAUACGUUCAGGCAACUAGCGCCCCCAUGAGAGGAGGGGUGUAUGCCACGGCUCUCAUCACGAUUACCAUCAUCUUUAAGAACUGGCGCCAGUGUAUCGAGCAGCAGAUCUACCAGGCGGAGCUGGACAACGUUCCCGCAGCCUUCGUGGACGGCUCAGUGACCAGCGGGGAGAGGCAGGGCCAGCACAGCCUGAGCGUCCACUCUGAUCUGCCUGGGCACCAGGCUGAGAUCCGUGCUGCCCACAUCGGCACCACCCUGGUGGUGCGUCAGAGUGGGCGGUCCCUGGGCCUGUCAGUACGCUCGCCAAGUGCCAUUGCUGAAGCAUUCACCCCCGAGCAGGACCUGCAGCUGUGUGUAUAUGGCUGCCCACCUUCACAGCGCCUAGAGACGCUACCCAGCCCCUCUUCUUCCUCCUCCCUUUCUUCCUCUUCCUCCAGCCAGCCCUCUGCUGCAGCCCAUGUCCACUGUGCAGCCCUCCUCCCUGCUAGGGACAUCUACUACCAGGCCUGCCUGUUUGACCUGCUGGCCACAGGGGACCUCAACUCCAGCACGGCGGCCGUGGCGGCCCUACAAGACGCCCGGGGAAUGAUCUCAGACCCCAAUAAGGUGCAUCUGCUACUGGUGGGCAAUGCCGAUGGUAGUAGUCCAUGUCUGCCUCUGAUCCUGGCUGUGGCUGUCCUAUCAGAGCAUCUGUUGGCUCUGUGGACUUGGCAGUGUUUAUGAACUAGUGACUGGUAGGAGCUGUGGGCAGAGCAUUUAGCCACACUGACUCUGACUGAGCAGAUGCUUUAAAAAAAAUCUUGAUGUCCUUGUUUCAUAAACAACAGGCAUCACCUUUGACUGGUUGGAACCCAGUGGCAUUGUGACUGGUUACAGAAGUCAACGUUUCCCUGAUUCGUUUUCUUCCAGCAGGAGAAGAAUGUUGAUCGGAAUAAAUACAGGUGAAUGCUCUCAGUGAGGAUAGAAGUGAACUAUUGAAGCCUGAGACUAGUUGUGUUGAUUCUAAUCCCUUAACUAUGCUGAGACAAAUGUAUUAAAUGUAUUAAAACAAUAUGUAUUAUCUCAGCACAGAGGAUGGCCUGUUGAAUAAUUCCACGAAUCCAGACAGUAAAUGGAAUCUUCAACUCUUUUUUUAUAUACUUUCUGUUAUUUUCUGUUUAUUUUAUCAUGGAGGGAAUUUAGUGGUUUAUUUAUAGUAAAUAUAAUACUACAGUGGUAUCAUCCUCUUUAAAGAAACUAAUUUAUCACUAAUUUAUUAUGUCAUCUUUGUGUGUCUACAUUUGGUUUGCAGUGAGUUGUAAUAAUGUCUCGAUUUCAUAAGGGACUGUUUUUGAAUGUACGUUUGGUUCAUAUGUCAGUAUUUGUAAGACAAUGUUUACAAUGUAUUGUUCAUCCUGUUCAUAUUUUUACCUAGUGUAGUUGCCGAAGUAAAAAAUAUAUCUUCCCAAAGUUACUCAUACCAUCUUUCUAAAACAAUAGAGAUCAAACAAGGAGUAAAUUAAAAUAAUAUAUUGUUUUCCAAAUGAAAAUAUCUCAAAUUGCCUUCCAUGUAAUAAUGUGAUCUCUGUCAAGGAUAAAACAUAUUUAUACCUACAGAUUCUAAUAUAUUUCCCUUUGUGAGUUUUAUUAAAUUUGAUUGUUUUUUUCCCCCAUGACCAGAAAAUGGUCUGUAUAAUGUCCUGAGAGUGUAUUUUUAAUGAGCGAACUUAACUGGGGUUUUGUCAACCUUGAAAUGUCCAAUACAACUGCAGUAUUUCUCUGGAGGGGCUACUGAGGCAGCAUUUGGGCGAGUUGAGUUCUCCUUCGCUGUGACUGGUAGCUCUGUUCUGCCAUCUGAUGUCAGAUGUCUUCUCUGGUGUACUGUCCAGCAUUCCUGUUGUUGCUUCUGUGAUAGCUGAAAUGAGUCCAUUCGAGACCCCUCUUAGCUUCUCCGAUGGAGUAGGUCAAUGUAGAAAGUGACAGGAGGGGGGGUUGUGGUGUCUGGGGCAGUGGUGUUGAUCAAAAAGGGGGAAAUUGUAUUGUUUUUUUAAUUGAUUGUAUUGGUUUUGAUGUGAUUCAAUAAAAAAUGGUUCACAAUAAAAAAAUAAAGUGAUAAGAGACAGCGCGGAACCACACCUUAAUACAGUAAACAAUAUUAGAAAAUGUAUACUUGGGCAAUUAAGGACACUUUAUUUCAAUAAUCUUUCAGUAUUCUUCCGUACAAAACACAAAUCAAAUUUGUAAUGAGAAUCCUUCAUAUUACAUACUGUGAAUUACUAGAAGUGAAGUAAAUUGAAAUUAAAUUUGAACCUUAUUCUCUUAUUGCUCUAUUCAAUCAGAUCCACUUUAGCCGACAUCUGCAUAGAGGUUGUUUUGGCGGUGUCGGAGGUGAACUGCGUUCGAGCUGUCAAAUCCACAAGGGCUCCUGGCAUUAUACCUCCAUCGGACAUUGCCAUUGGCUGCACAGCGUCGCAUUAAGAGAAAUCCCAUGUAGCCUUGUUUACAAGUUCGAACACUAGAAUGUGAGAUGUAAUCUUCACCUCGAUUAGGCUGAUAGAAAUCCUCAUUAUUUAGAUUAAUGAUUUUCAAUUAGAGCAUCAUUAUUUCUAUAUAGCCUACACUUUCUUAUUCUGAACUUCUAACGCCAGUGUGGCUUCAUGACAGUGAUUAAGAGCAGCUGCUCACCGAUUUGACUGCUCUAAUGCAGCUACACCUCCGACACUGCCAAAACAUCAGCCAUUUUUCUACCCAAGCCUUUUU
Molecule: messenger RNA, 3773 nt
Organism: Oncorhynchus keta (chum salmon)
Lineage: Eukaryota; Metazoa; Chordata; Actinopteri; Salmoniformes; Salmonidae
Product: hemojuvelin-like
Exons: 5
Coding region: 483-1757 (424 amino acids)
Biological process (GO): BMP signaling pathway
Cellular component (GO): plasma membrane
Molecular function (GO): coreceptor activity
Source: RefSeq, a predicted model, not a curated record